AUGCUGUCCUGCAGAGGGACCAUUCUGUCGAGUGUUAUCAUGAACAGUGAUUUACGAGGAACUGCGAAUCAAGCAUCAGCAAAAUACUUCUAAUAUCUACUGAAAUAUACAUUCGCAAGCGACACGAUAAAUAUCUCACGGAAAACCGCAAACGAUCCGAUAGCAUGAGCGGGUUCGCCUGACUUCGAACUUAAGUUUGACUGGUAAACGAUUUAACGCGCAGUUGUCGAGCCCGAUGAAAAUGUUCAAAGAGGAUGGUGGCAAGUCUAUCAUAUCUGCAUUGGUCAUUCUAACGUUUUUCUGCAGCGAAACGUCCUCAGAAUGCACCAAAUUAACAACUUGUUCCUGUGCGUUCCCCGACGGUCGGGGUUACAACUUGACACAGCUCAACAGCAUAGGACCUUUGAUGACAUGGAAUGGAAUGAACAACACCUUUUAUUUUCAACCGUGUGAAAAUAUUCCUCUGACAACUAAUGCAUCUAGCGAAUGUUACAAAGGAAAAGGAGUAUCUAUGUGCCUACUAUAUGAAAAUAAUAAUUCUUCUAUCAGCCUUGGAACGGUCGAGGAAACUACUAUGAUUAUAUAUCCUGCAAACUCCAAAAAACUGUCUUCCCUAUUUCUUCAGCAUAAGGAUUAUAACACAACAGUGGAAUUUGUCUGUUGCCCAAACUGUGUCACCCAUUUGGUGUUUGAUAAAGCUAUCAACAUUCACGAUAAUUAUCUACUGUUGGUGUCGCCCCACGUUUGCGAGGUGCAGAUACGCGACAACCACGGGCUCUCUAUCGGUUCCUUAUUGGUGAUUAUCUUCUUCGUAUUUAGCGGAAUAUAUUUUAUUGGAGGCGCGUUGACGUUGAAUCUCCUGAGGGGGGCAACAGGUUGGGAAAUGGUACCAAACCAUAAGUUCUGGAGGGAUCUACCGUCGCUUGUGCGAGACGGCAUCGACUACAUCCUGUGCUGCUGUCACGUCAGCAGUUACGACAGGAUAUAAGAAGUCUCAUCGUAGUGUUAGAAUUCAGUGUUUGAUUUUGAUAGAUUUUAUAUUGUAUAAAUAACAAACUAUGUUUAUGUUUCGUACGUUGCGCAUGUUAGAGUUUAUAGAGGAAUAUGUUACUCGAUGUUUUGCACAGUGGAUUUCACUCUAUCAAGGGAGAAAUGUAUUUUGUACGACAUAUACUUCUCUUGUAUUUUUGUAUAAAGAACAUGUGAUAUUUA
Molecule: messenger RNA, 1212 nt
Organism: Megalopta genalis
Lineage: Eukaryota; Metazoa; Arthropoda; Insecta; Hymenoptera; Halictidae
Cellular component (GO): trans-Golgi network
Source: RefSeq, a predicted model, not a curated record